This is a messenger RNA of Cutaneotrichosporon cavernicola, 1767 nucleotides long. RefSeq lists its product as uncharacterized. Gene Ontology annotation, biological process: carbohydrate transport; transmembrane transport. Gene Ontology annotation, molecular function: carbohydrate:proton symporter activity. Bases 1 to 1767 code for a protein of 588 amino acids. Gene Ontology annotation, cellular component: membrane. The record is from RefSeq and is a predicted model, not a curated record. The transcript is spliced from 3 exons. Lineage: Eukaryota; Fungi; Basidiomycota; Tremellomycetes; Trichosporonales; Trichosporonaceae.
AUGUCGACAACGCCUACGACCGACCACACUCCCGGGGGACACGAAGAGAAGAUUGCGAAGCGGUUGCGCGAGUCGAUCACCGAUCACGAGGACGGCUUCGAGACGCCUCCUAUCGACUGGGAUGAGGCGGCACGCUUCCAGCCCUCCAAGCUCAAGGGCAACUCUCUGACUUACAUGGUCGCUUUUGUUGCGGGUACCGGCUUCACCCUCUUCGGUUACGACCAGGGUGUCAUGUCCGGUAUGCUCACCCUUCCGAUCUUCCUUAAGCAGUUCCCGAGCACCGCGACCGAGGCCGGUUUCGGCGGCGGCAACGCCAACGCGGCGACGCUCCAGUCAUUUAUGGUUGCGAUUUACGAGAUUGGCUGUCUUGUGGGCGCCCUGUCCAACCUCUGGGUUGGUGACAAGCUGGGUCGCAAGCACACGAUCGCGCUCGGCGGCUUCAUCAUGACUAUCGGCGCCAUUCUCCAAACCACGGCUUUCACGUACGCGCACAUGCUCGUUGCUCGCGUCGUCACCGGUAUCGGAAACGGUCUCCUCACCUCGACAGUCCCCGCUUACCAGUCCGAGUGCGCCAAGCCUCACCGCCGCGGCCAGCUCGUGCUCUGGAUGGGCUCGCUCAUUACGUUCGGCAUCAUGAUCUCGUACUGGAUCAACCUCGGAUGCUACUUUAUCGACAACGAUGCGGCCUGGCGCUUCCCCAUGGCUUUCCAGAUCGUCUUUGCCAUCAUCAUGAUCGGCUGCAUCUACGGUUUCAGGCUGCCCGACUCGCCGCGCUGGCUCGUCUCCAAGGGCCGGUACGCCGAGGCCGUCGCCGUCCUCGCUGCCCUGGACAACACCACCGUCGACGACCCCGAGAUCCGCCGCACCUUCCACGGUAUCGUCGACUCGGCCCAGCAGGAGUCCAAGGAGAAGUUCAGCGUCCGCGAGCUCAUGUCCCACGGCAAGACCCAGCAUUUCCGCCGCACCCUCCUCGGUUUCCUCGCUCAGAUGUUCCAGCAGAUCUCUGGCAUCAACCUCAUCACCUACUACCUCACCACCGUGCUUGGCGGCAUGGGCCUGGGCCCUGUCAUGUCGCGCACCAUCGCCGGCGUCAACGGAACGGUCUACUUCCUCACUUCGAUCGCUGCUCUGUUCAUGGUUGAGCGUUUCGGCCGUCGGCCCCUCAUGGUCUGGACCGCUCUCCUCCAGGCGGCGACGUUUGCUAUCCUCGCGGGCCUAUACAAGGAGGUCAGCGACGGUAACAAGGCCGCCCAGGGCGUCUCGGUACUCAUGCUCUUCCUCUUCAACACCUGGUUCUCGAUUGGCUGGCUCGGCAUGACCUGGCUCUACCCUGCCGAAGUCACUCCUCUCCGCAUCCGUGCUCCCGCCAACGCUGUCUCUACCGCGAGCAACUGGCUCUUCAACUUCAUGGUUGUGAUGGCUACCGGGCCCAUGUUCGCCAAGAUCGGGUGGGGCACGUACGCCUUCUUCGCCGCGAUGAACGGCAUCAUCAUCUUCCCCGUCGUCUACCUCUACUUCCCUGAGACCAAGAAGUACUCUCUCGAGGAGCUCGACAUCAUCUUUGCCAAGGCUCACAACGAGCGCCGCAACCCUGUCACUGUCAGUCUCGAGGGCGACAUUCCCCCGGCUGGUUCGCGGGAGGCAGAGCAGAUCCUCGGCCGCACUAUCCGCGCCGAGAAGAUGGAGGAUGGAGGUUUCGGCCGCCGCCUCUCCCGCGUCAUCAGCGGUCCCGCCGAAGGGCGCAGGCUGUCGCGCGAGCACGUUUAA